AUGGUGACUGUGGUAAAGGACUGGAUUCAUUCUGGCCAACCCCAGGAAUGGAAAAAUAUUCAGAAAAAUACCUGUGAAAAUCAUCUGUGUUGCAAAACCUACAACCAUGAAUCCCUGCAUAGAAGAAACAAAGUAACUGAAUCUGGAAUACAUUCAAACAAAUGUCAUCAAGGUGGUAAAAGCUUUACAUGUUAUGCUGAGCUUAGAGGUCACACCAAAACUAACAUAGUAGAGAAGCCAUAUGAAGGUUACAUGUGCAGAAAAUCUUUCAGUCCAACUUCAAAUUUUAAUCAGCAUGAGGGAACACAGACACAUGAGAAUCAGUGUGAUUGCCAGCAGUGUGGGAAAAUAUUUAAUUAUUUAUCUAAAUUCAGAAGACAUAUUCGAACACACACAGGAGAGAAACCAUUUGAAUGUCAUCUGUGUGGGAAAGUCUUCACUCAAUCAUCUACCCUUAAACAGCAUAAAAGAAUCCACACAGGAGAGAAACCAUUUGAAUGUCACCUCUGUGGGAAAGCCUUCACUCAAUCAUCUAACCUUAAACGGCAUAAAAGAACUCACACAGGAGAGAAACCAUUUGAAUGUCAUCUGUGUGGGAAAGCCUUCUCUGAUUCAUCUACCCUUCUACAGCAUAAAAGGACACACACAGGAGAGAAACCAUUUGAAUGUCAUCUGUGUGGGAAAGCCUUCACUAAAUCAUCUUCUCUUGCCCAGCAUAAAAGAACACACACAGGAGAAAAACCAUAUGAAUGCCAUCUGUGUGGGAAAGCCUUCACUAAAUCCAGUCACCUUAGUGAACAUGAGAGAACACACACAGGAGAAAAACCAUAUAAAUGUCAACUGUGUGAGAAAGCCUUCAAAAAAUCAUCUAGCUUUAGGAGACAUGAGAAAACACACUCUAGAGAGAAAUCAUGA
Molecule: messenger RNA, 915 nt
Organism: Heterocephalus glaber (naked mole-rat)
Lineage: Eukaryota; Metazoa; Chordata; Mammalia; Rodentia; Bathyergidae
Source: RefSeq, a predicted model, not a curated record